Molecule: messenger RNA, 555 nt
Organism: Drosophila mauritiana
Lineage: Eukaryota; Metazoa; Arthropoda; Insecta; Diptera; Drosophilidae
Product: larval cuticle protein 4
Exons: 2
Coding region: 81-419 (112 amino acids)
Cellular component (GO): chitin-based extracellular matrix
Molecular function (GO): structural constituent of chitin-based larval cuticle
Source: RefSeq, a predicted model, not a curated record
AGCGUAUAAAAGCCGAAGAGUGAUCCCAAAUUGGCAUCAGUCUCACGAGCUCUCUAGUCUGACAAUCUAACCAAGUCAAAAUGUUCAAGAUCCUGCUUGUCUGCGCCCUCGCCGCCCUGGUGGCCGCCAACGAGAAUCCCGAGGUCAAGGAGCUGGUCAACGAAGUCCAAGCCGAUGGCUUCGUGAGCAAGUUGGUCCUGGAUAACGGUUCUGCUGCUUCUGCUACCGGAGAUGUCCACGGAAACAUCGACGGAGUUUUCGAGUGGGUCUCCCCCGAGGGCGAGCACGUCCGUGUGAGCUACAAGGCCGACGAGAACGGAUACCAGCCCCAGAGCGACCUCCUGCCCACUCCUCCUCCAAUCCCAGAGGCCAUCCUGAAGGCCAUCGCCUACAUCCAGGCCCAUCCCAGCAAGGAAUAAGCAAUCGACACGACCAGGACCCAUUUUCGAAUCGGAGGUGCAACUCCAAUGACCUUGCCCUCUAACCCUUAGAAUUUAAACAGCAUGCUGACAUUAUAAAUGAUUAUCGAGUUAGGAAAUAAAUUCGAUACUCUUU